Aspergillus tanneri is the source of this 1446-nucleotide messenger RNA. RefSeq names its product sterol esterase (gene TGL1). Lineage: Eukaryota; Fungi; Ascomycota; Eurotiomycetes; Eurotiales; Aspergillaceae. The record is from RefSeq and is a predicted model, not a curated record. Bases 1 to 1446 code for a protein of 481 amino acids. The transcript is spliced from 2 exons.
AUGGCGCGUGUACCAGUCAUUGGAAGAUUGUUCUGGUUUGAGUACCUGGCACUCUUUGCGUCAUUGAUAUUGGUUCUACUGGAGUGGAUCAUACAUAUAAUAGCAUUUUGUCUACCGGACCCGGUAAUCUUGUUCUUCCACGACCGGUCCAAGACAAUUUUCAACCUAUUCAUAAGCCCCGAGAAUGCAGGCAAGCGCAGCAAAGAAGAGCGAAUUGCUACGGCGGUUGCACAAGCAUCGGAUUUUGUGGACAUAUGUUCCUUGUUCGGCUACGCGCCUGAAGAACACAUCGUGCAGACGGGGGAUGGCUAUCUUCUCGGUCUCCAUCGCUUGGCCUACCGGAAGGGCGAAGAGAGCGUGCGCGUCAACAAGGGCAAGGACAGUGUUAAGAAGAAAGUGGUGUAUCUCCACCAUGGGCUCCUCAUGUGCAGUGAGGUCUGGGUGUGUUUGACGGAAGAGCAACGCUGUCUCCCUUUUCAAUUGGUUGAAAAAGGUUAUGACGUGUGGCUGGGAAACAACCGCGGCAAUAAAUAUUCGAAGAAGUCAGUCAGAUUCUCCCCUCUAUCCAACGAAUUCUGGGAUUUUUCGAUCGACCAGUUUGCAUUCCACGAUAUCCCCGAUAGCAUCAACUAUAUCCUUGAGGUGACGGGACAACCGUCCCUGUCGUAUGUUGGAUUCUCUCAGGGAACGGCACAAGCGUUCGCUACCCUCUCCAUCCAUCCGUUACUGAAUGAAAAGAUUAGUGUCUUUGUGGCUCUCGCACCAGCAAUGGCGCCCCGCGGUCUACCAAAUCCUCUCGUCGAUUCACUUAUGAAAGCAUCGCCGAACUUCCUGUUUCUUCUGUUUGGCCGCCGCAGCAUCCUCAGUUCGACGACGAUGUGGCAGACGGUCCUCUAUCCGCCGAUAUUUGUGCGUAUCAUCGAUGCAUCUCUAUCCACGCUCUUCAACUGGAAAUGCAAGAGUAUCAGCCGCUGGCAGAAGAUGGCAGGGUAUCUACAUCUCUUUUCCUUCACCAGCACCAAGUCGGUGGUCCAUUGGUUCCAAAUGAUCCGACACAAGAACUUCCAAUUCUACGACGAUGAAAUCCAGGCGCCCUUCAGCGUGGUGGCCAGUGAACGAUUCUACAAGCCGGUCAAGUACCCCACCAAGAACAUCAGGACGCCGAUUGUGCUGCUCUACGGCGGCAGCGACAGUCUCGUCGAUAUCAACGUAAUGCUGAAGGAGCUACCACGCGCGACCAUGGCCAAGAAAAUCGCCAAAUACGAACACUUAGAUUUCCUGUGGGCGAAAGACGUGGAUCAGCUAGUGUUCCACCAUGUUUUCGAGGCGCUCGAGCUGUACAGCUCGAACAGAGAGCGUGACGACGCAAAGCAGGUGGCGCAGGGUGAUGGCAUUGCGGCCUUAACGGGGUCCAAUAAAAGUGAGAGCUCAGACACUUGUACAUAG